CUCAAACUCUCAACACAAAAGAAGAUAAGGAUUAAAGAAAGGUAGAAGGAAGAAGCAAGGAAGCUCAGACAGAGGAGCGCAGCAAUGGCAGCUUCAGUCAUGUCUUCUUUGAGUUUGAAACCGUCUCCAUUGAUUGAGAGAUCAGCCCCUAAAGGUCUCCCCUCCCUUGCAAGGUCUUCUUCUUCCUUGAGAAUUGAGGCCAGUGCUAAAAAGAUCAAGACUGAUAAACCAUAUGGGACUGGUGGUGGCAUGAACUUGAGGGAUGGUCUUGAUGCAUCAGGAAGGAAGCCAAAGGGGAAGGGUGUCUACCAAUUUGUUGACAAAUACGGUGCUAAUGUGGAUGGAUACAGUCCAAUCUACGACACUGAUGAUUGGUCACCCAGUGGAGAUGUCUAUGUUGGUGGUACCACUGGUUUAUUAAUAUGGGCUGUUACCCUUGCUGGCAUCUUAGGUGGGGGUGCCCUCCUUGUCUACUCCACAAGUGCUUUGAGUCAGUGAAGUGUUUCUAAUUUAUCUUCUAGCUAGUCUAGUUUCCUUAUAAAUUCUCUCCAAGUCAUGAACACUUUGUAAGACUCUCCUUUCCAUUUGAUGAUCAUAUGUAAUAUUUUGUUCAGAAUAUAAAAUCUUGUAUGUAAU
Molecule: messenger RNA, 636 nt
Organism: Telopea speciosissima
Lineage: Eukaryota; Viridiplantae; Streptophyta; Magnoliopsida; Proteales; Proteaceae
Product: photosystem II 10 kDa polypeptide, chloroplastic
Exons: 5
Coding region: 85-498 (137 amino acids)
Biological process (GO): photosynthesis
Cellular component (GO): photosystem II; thylakoid membrane; photosystem II oxygen evolving complex
Source: RefSeq, a predicted model, not a curated record